Mesorhabditis belari is the source of this 486-nucleotide messenger RNA. The record is from the annotation of a GenBank genome assembly. Lineage: Eukaryota; Metazoa; Nematoda; Chromadorea; Rhabditida; Rhabditidae.
AUGGCAAAGGGAUCUUCGAACUACAGCACCCCGGAACGCGUCGGAUCAGUGAGGCUAACAUUAACGCGGCUUGUCAGAUUUGCAAGAAGGAAGUGCCCUUUUUACUUAAACACCUUACUCUGCAUCCUCCAAAGGUUGUUCCAUAUGCUUGCCAAGUCAAAUGUUGUAAAUAUCGAAGUACUCAACGAACGGUUCUCUUCAAUCACUAGAUGCAGCACCACGCCAACUCCAUGUAUUUAUGGUGUCCGUUCUGUGCAUACACUGACUUGCUUUCACGAUCUCAACUUCGGACUAAAGAUGUCAUCACUUGUAAAAACUGUCGAUCGUAUGGCAGAACAGCCUGCAAACACGUUCCGACAACGAAAAAUUGGGCCAAUUUGCGCGAAGGGUACUGCCAAUUGUGAUGCGUGCAUUGUUAACGGAUAUUCAGUGACGCGAUGUGCUAAAUGUAAAAUCGUCGCUUCUGAAGAAUCGAUUUUUGGAACU